CGGAUGCAUUUCAUCCUUGGUUUUUGUUACCGCCGCCUUAAACACAACGUAACCCCCCCUCCAGAUAUUCAGGCUUGGGCCCGACUUCUGGACUUCAAUCAACCCAGCAUGGCGGCCGCCUCCUCCUCCUCCUCCGCCUCCUCCUCCUCCUCCUCCUCCUCCACGCUCUCCUCCGCCGUAAUCAAGAAAAUUGUCCUCUCCUACACCUAUGUGGCCAUCUGGAUCUUCCUUUCCUUCACCGUCAUCGUCUACAACAAGUAUAUCCUCGACCGCAAGAUGUACAACUGGCCCCACCCAGUUUCCCUCACCCUCAUCCACAUGGGCUUCUGCUCCACCCUCGCCGUCCUUCUCGUCCGCGUUUUCCGCCUCGUCGAGCUCCCCGCCGCCAUGUCCCUCCGCCUCUACCUCACCUCAGUAGUCCCGAUCGGAGCCCUCUAUGCCCUCUCUCUCUGGCUUUCCAACUCCGCCUACAUCUAUCUCUCUGUUUCCUUCAUCCAGAUGCUCAAAGCCCUCAUGCCUGUAGCCGUCUACUCCAUCGGCGUCCUCUUCAAGAAAGACUCCUUCCAAAAUAACACCAUGACCAAUAUGCUUUCAAUCUCCCUCGGCGUCGCCAUCGCCGCCUACGGCGAGGCCAAAUUCGAUACAUGGGGAGUCAUUUUACAGUUGGGCGCCGUUAUUUUUGAGGCCACCAGAUUGGUUUUGAUCCAAAUCCUUCUCACAUCCAAAGGAAUCAAUCUAAACCCAAUUACUUCCCUCUAUUACGUAGCCCCCUGUUGUUUUGUAUUUCUGCUAUUUCCAUGGGUGGCGAUGGAGUUGCCUUUACUCAGGGAAAACUCCAGUUUCCAUUUCGAUUACUUCAUCUUCGGGACGAAUUCGCUCUGCGCGUUCGCCUUGAACCUAGCGGUGUUUCUGCUUGUGGGUAAAACGUCCGCGUUAACCAUGAACGUCGCCGGCGUGGUCAAGGACUGGUUGCUGAUCGCAUUUUCCUGGUCGGUGAUCAAGGACAUGGUCACCCCGAUCAAUUUGUUCGGGUACGGCCUCGCAUUUUUGGGCGUUGCAUAUUACAAUCAUUCCAAGUUCGAGGCUCUUAAAGAGAAGGAGGCACAGAGGAGGGCGGAGGAGGUAGACGACGAGGAGGCCGGAAAAUUGCUGCAGCCGAGAGAAGGCGAAGGAAAUGCAGGGAAGAAUUAAUUCCAAGGUUAAUUUUGAUUUACUAGAGUUGUUUCUGUUUUUUUUUUCCCCCAUUUUAGAGAAAUAUAUGAUGAAAAUAAUUCUUUAAGAAAAGCACUGAAUUACACAACAAUAUAAAUCAUUAGAUAGGGCUAAUGAUUUUGAGAGCCAUCCUCAUUUUCGAAAUUAUAUAAAAAACAUUAAGGAAAUUCAGAAAUCAGAUUUGGGGUUUAUGGCCAUGUAUGAUAUAUUGGAUAUUUGUUUUACCUUCUACUCUAGUUCCAAAAAGAGUCCACCUCAAAAGAAAUUCCUAAGAGAGUCUAAUUCUUAGAAGUUUUUGUUAUUUUAUAGUCUUGGCUGUAUCAGAAUUACAUAAUAAAAACUUUUUGAUGUGAAAGAGUUUAUUAAGGGUUUGUCCUUGAAUUAAGAAUUUUAUAUUUU
Molecule: messenger RNA, 1611 nt
Organism: Rubroshorea leprosula
Lineage: Eukaryota; Viridiplantae; Streptophyta; Magnoliopsida; Malvales; Dipterocarpaceae
Source: the annotation of a GenBank genome assembly